Messenger RNA from Emericellopsis atlantica, 2120 nucleotides. RefSeq names its product HAD-like domain-containing protein. The transcript has a single exon. Gene Ontology annotation, biological process: L-serine biosynthetic process; dephosphorylation. Gene Ontology annotation, molecular function: L-phosphoserine phosphatase activity; magnesium ion binding. Gene Ontology annotation, cellular component: cytoplasm. Bases 366 to 1793 code for a protein of 475 amino acids. The record is from RefSeq and is a predicted model, not a curated record. NCBI's taxonomy places the organism in Eukaryota, Fungi, Ascomycota, Sordariomycetes, Hypocreales, Bionectriaceae.
GGUCAGUCUAAGGCAAGAGCCGCCCUGCAACGCCGCGUUAGUCGCGGAAAGACAACCAAUGACACGACCCGGACCAAACCAGGCGCCGCUGUCAGUGCCCUCGGCGACUUCCCUGUGAUUGGGCACAUUUCUCGACUGCUUGGCGGGGUAAUCAGGGUCGACUCAUGCCACUCGCCCACCAGUGACCACGAGGAUCAGCUCAGGAUUGAUGCGGUAGCCAUCAGCCUCAUCCCCGCCCUCUCUCGUUGCGCGCGCCAUAGCAGCAUGCUCACUGAAGACCACUGUCGAUGACCGCUUCAGUUUGACCUGUCUCUUCCACUCUUCGUCUCCGUCACGCCGACCGUACGUUCCCUACAGCGGCCAUCAUGGCAGAUAACGCGACCUCGCCGAGACAAGAUGCUGCACGGCCGCAAUUGUCCAGCUCAAUGAGGAGCAGCUCCUACCUCAAUGAUCACCAGCAGUACCGCCCACCCCGUCAAGUAGACACGCAUUAUGGAAUAGACACUGUGGUCGAGGACAUGAGCACCUCUGCUUCGCCGAAACCCACCCUGCCUUUCCGUGGUAUUCCCUCAGAGGACAACCCGCCGACCGUGGUCGACUCUGGGGUGACACACUCGUAUUCGCAUCCCAACUGUGCACCUCCUUCCGGCACAAAUACCGAUCGUCUCAUUGCGACUCUCAUCUACAAGCAAAGAAGCAGCACAGCUGGUGCUGGGGGCUCGCGGUCGUCGCUCAAGGGCGUCAAGUCGGAGAGCAAUGAGUCGCUCCCGGCGAACAUGGCACCUACGACGGAUAUGGACGCCUUUCCACUCGAGCCUCCGACCCAGGAAAGCGAAAAGCUGGAUUACAUCUACGGCUCGUACAUUUCACCGCUGUGCAUCACCUCAUUCCUGCACUUGAUGUCGGAUUUCCCCAUGCCCGAUGAUUCAGAUGAGCUGCACUCGUCCCACCGCUGCUUGGAUAACCAGGAGACGCCUCGCGUUGUGGAGCUCACUCUCUCCCCGGCGCCAUCACCGAAAUAUUUAUCGCUGAAAGAUCUCCGGAAACAUGAGAUGAUCUAUCGUUUCGAGCAGGAGUGGAAUGUGGACGUCAACCUGCAGCGCGAGUCCGUGUGGAGGAGACACCCGAGGCUGGUGGUCUUUGACAUGGACAGCACGUUGAUCACGCAAGAGGUCAUUGAUCUUCUGGCCGCGACUGUCAAGGACCCUCCUGAUCUGGCAGAGAAGGUGGCCGAUAUCACCCACCGGGCCAUGUCCGGCGAGCUGGAGUUCGACGCGUCAUUCCGGGAGCGCGUGGCCCUCUUGACUGGGCUACCGGCAACCAUUUUCGAAGAUCUUCGAUCGGUCCUGAACGUCACGCCCGGCGUGCCGAAACUGAUCAAGGCUCUCAAGAGGCUGGGCGUCAAGACUGCCGUCUUGUCGGGCGGAUUCCUCCCGUUGACCAGCUGGCUCGCGAAAGAGCUCGGUAUUGACCAUGCCCAUGCCAAUGAGGUUGUCAUUGUCGAUGGCAAGCUCACUGGUGAAGUGCAAGGCACAGUUGUGGGUAAGGAGCGCAAGCGUGAUCUCCUCGUGCAGAUUGCCGAGCAGGAGGGCAUCGAUCUGUCCCAGGUGGUGGCUGUAGGCGACGGGGCCAACGACCUCUUUAUGCUGGACAAGGCCGGGCUAGGUGUAGCGUGGAAUGCCAAGCCGCGGGUGCAAAUGGAGGCCGAUGCGCGGUUGAAUGGCGAGAGCUUAGCAGACUUGCUGUAUCUGUUUGGGUUGACCGCCGAGGAGGUUGAGCAAUUGGCGCAAUGAGAGUAGGUGUCUGCGGGCGUUUUCUUUGGGAACCGAACCCCCAAGUCGGGAAGCUCUGCUGGGACAAAUCACCCGAGUCGGGAAGGUCAUGUUUUUGCAAACCAUGACUGGAGAUCAUGGGCUGCGGAGUAUGCACCUAUGGCACGUAGAGAGACGGCUUGAGCCUGUGUGGUCACCAUCUCAACGAGUCAUUCUUCCUCGCUCUGAAACCGACAAUAUUUGAUGUUACAAAUGGAAGAGUUCUCAGAAUUCGACGCCUGAUGCCCAAGCCUUACGAGUCUAGAAAACAAUGAUGUCUUGUCAAGCCCGCCACAAUUGCUCUGUCUA